Phasianus colchicus (ring-necked pheasant) is the source of this 1128-nucleotide messenger RNA. RefSeq names its product myostatin (gene MSTN). Gene Ontology annotation, molecular function: growth factor activity; cytokine activity. Lineage: Eukaryota; Metazoa; Chordata; Aves; Galliformes; Phasianidae. The record is from RefSeq and is a predicted model, not a curated record. Gene Ontology annotation, cellular component: extracellular region.
AUGCAAAAGCUAGCAGUCUAUGUUUAUAUUUACCUGUUCAUGCAGAUUUCAGUUGAUCCAGUGGCUCUUGAUGGCAGUAGUCAGCCCACAGAGAACGCUGAAAAAGACGGACUGUGCAAUGCUUGUACGUGGAGACAGAAUACUAAAUCCUCCAGAAUAGAAGCCAUAAAAAUUCAAAUCCUCAGCAAACUGCGCCUGGAACAAGCACCUAACAUUAGCAGGGACGUUAUUAAACAACUUUUACCCAAAGCUCCUCCACUGCAGGAACUGAUUGAUCAGUAUGACGUCCAGAGAGACGACAGUAGCGAUGGCUCUUUGGAAGACGAUGACUAUCAUGCCACAACCGAAACGAUUAUCACAAUGCCUACGGAGUCUGAUUUUCUUGUACAAAUGGAGGGAAAACCAAAAUGUUGCUUCUUUAAGUUUAGCUCUAAAAUACAAUAUAACAAAGUAGUAAAGGCACAAUUAUGGAUAUACUUGAGGCAAGUCCAAAAACCUACAACGGUGUUUGUGCAGAUCCUGAGACUCAUUAAACCCAUGAAAGACGGUACAAGAUAUACUGGAAUUCGAUCUUUGAAACUUGACAUGAACCCAGGCACUGGUAUCUGGCAGAGCAUUGAUGUGAAGACAGUGUUGCAAAAUUGGCUCAAACAGCCUGAAUCCAAUUUAGGCAUCGAAAUAAAAGCUUUUGAUGAGAAUGGACGAGAUCUUGCUGUAACAUUCCCAGGACCAGGUGAAGAUGGACUGAACCCAUUUUUAGAGGUCAGAGUUACAGACACACCAAAACGGUCCCGCAGAGAUUUUGGCCUUGACUGCGACGAGCACUCAACGGAAUCUCGAUGUUGUCGCUACCCAUUGACAGUGGAUUUUGAAGCUUUUGGAUGGGACUGGAUUAUAGCACCUAAAAGAUACAAAGCCAAUUACUGCUCUGGAGAAUGCGAAUUUGUAUUUCUACAGAAAUACCCACACACUCACCUGGUACACCAAGCAAAUCCAAGAGGCUCAGCAGGCCCUUGCUGCACACCCACCAAGAUGUCCCCUAUAAACAUGCUGUAUUUCAAUGGAAAAGAACAAAUAAUAUAUGGAAAGAUACCAGCCAUGGUUGUAGAUCGUUGCGGGUGCUCAUGA